Pogona vitticeps (central bearded dragon) is the source of this 2219-nucleotide messenger RNA. Its product is annotated as apolipoprotein L5. Gene Ontology annotation, biological process: lipoprotein metabolic process; lipid transport. Gene Ontology annotation, cellular component: membrane; extracellular region. Gene Ontology annotation, molecular function: lipid binding. NCBI's taxonomy places the organism in Eukaryota, Metazoa, Chordata, Lepidosauria, Squamata, Agamidae. The record is from RefSeq and is a predicted model, not a curated record.
CAGAAACCUGCUACUCCCUUAGUGGUAGUUUUAGAAGAGGUAGCCCUCUUAGUCUGUGCUAGUGUCGCAGCCAAAAACAAAAGAAAAAAACAAAAGUUGUGGCACCAUGAAGAGUAACUGCUACAUUUCCAUGUGAGUUUUUGUGGAAAAGUCCACUUCUACAAAACUACUACUCUCAGACUUCUCUGCAUUUCAGUUUAGCAGAAGACACUGAGAAAGUUCUGAAAGAAAAGAAGAAAACAGGCCCCAAGGUGAAAUGGAAGAUGAAUAUGAAUAUAUUGUCUACUUUUUGCAAACAUUUCCUGCCCAGAAAGAAGAGAUUGAAAAGUGUAUCAGAUGUCUUCAGGAAGUGGCCGACAGCAUUGACAAGAUCCAUAAGAGCUGUACCAUUGCCAGCCUCACCGCCAACUCAACAAGCGCCUCUUCUGGUGUCUUAAGUGUCAUGGGAUUGUUUCUGGCCCCUGUCACAGCAGGCGGAAGUUUGAUCCUGACAGCCACCGGGAUUGGCUUAGGAGCAGCAGCGGCAGUGACUGGCCUGUCCACUACUUUAUAUGAAAGUGUCAGUAGUUCAAAGGAAAUUCAAAAAGCACAAGAGCUAAUGAAUGUGUGUGAGAAAAGCCUGAGAAAAGCACUACUUCCUGAUGAAAUAGAUUUCAACCCUGAACCAGCCCUGGGUAAUGGGGCCAUGGGGGAAAACAUCAAGCAGCUUGUUUCCAACAUUGCUGGUCAAGCUCCUGACAUGUGCAAAACUGUCAAGAGAAUCAAAUCUGUGAAAGGAAUCAGAACAAAUAUCAAGGCCUGGCAAGUUGCUCGAAACAACCCUGGCCUGAAGGCUUUAGCCAAGCGAAUGACGGCUGGAGGAUCUACAUCCCAGAGUACAAUAUGGGGGGCCAAGCGUGUCAACAAGGCCUUUGCAGGAACCACUCUUGCAAUGACUAAAGGAUCCAGAAUGCUGAGUGCUGCAUCCGCUGGGGUGUUCAUCCUCUUUGACGCCUAUAGCAUUGUCCAAGAUGCUAAAUGUUUAACCGAGGGAGCCAAGGCUGAAACAGCUGCAGAGAUCAGAAAGAAGGCUAGCCAAUUGGAAAAGGAACUGUACCAUCUUCAGAAACUCUACAAGGAAUUCAAAGACCUGGUGUGAGUAAAAAGAGACCAAAGAGCCAAAAAACAUAGACAUUUGUCAUGUAACCAUGUUACUAUUUGGUCAUAAUAAAUAUAAAGGAGAUAUAUAGAUGGAUAUGGAUUUGUCUGUAUUUCUAUCCUGCCUUCUCUCUCUCUCUGAAAUAAGUUUAGUUGAAUGAAAGUCGGUCUUUAAACAUAAGCCAACCCAGUGAGUUUCAUAUCUCAGUGGAAACUGCUAUCAGCCCACACUCUAACCACUAAUAUCCCCAUUGAAUGCAGCAGUCUAAAGACCACUUUGUAAUCCAGAGGUAGAUUUGAUUCUUGCAUCUUGUCCAUACAGUAUAUUCUCUGGAGGAGAUACAACUAAUGUUCUCAACAUGUGCCCAUCUUGAUGUAUCCAUCAGUUGCAUCUUCGCCAGAGAAUGCAUAGACAAGAUACAAGAAUCAAAUCUACCUAUGGAUUACAUAGUGACGUGGUCUUUAGACUGCUACAUUAACAAAACAGAGACAGGCACAUGAGACAUCUAAUGUAAUAUUUCUUACAAUGAACUUUUAUUCCCUGAAAAGGCAGUGUAUAAAAUUACAUUGAAGCUCUAAGACUUACACAUAGUGUGACAACCAAUUAGGAAUAAUUUUGAUUCCUGUAUCACCAACAUUUCUCAGAGUACUACUGGUUAUUUUAGAUGCAAAAAUGAAAUCAUUGAAGUUACGGCAACUAACUGAGACUAGCUAAGGAAUUGCUUGUCAUGUCUGUACCUCAUUAUGUACCUCAUUAUGACCUGGUACAGAAACAGCAGCUUGUUAAUUAGUGACUGCUAAAAAGUUAGCAUUCAUGAAAUGGAAAUAUAUGAUGAUAAGAUUCAUACAUGCCAAGUGAGGGGUUCUGCAGUCAGAAAAGCAAGUGCUAACACUCCUUAAUACUCCUAAAUUGCAUGACUUCUUGAUUACUGCACAUGCUUUGUAAGGAUUUGCUUGUGAAAAGAGAUCAGAAAAUUAUUUUGAGUUUGUAAGCUAUGCUUUGUUAUCAUUUGCAAUUUAGUUUUGUUUGAUGGAAUUGGUUUUAACUGUUUGUAAACUGCCCAGAAUAGUAUUUCACCACU